Messenger RNA from Balaenoptera acutorostrata (minke whale), 6690 nucleotides. It is a transcript of the gene RPGRIP1L, whose product is annotated as RPGRIP1 like. NCBI's taxonomy places the organism in Eukaryota, Metazoa, Chordata, Mammalia, Artiodactyla, Balaenopteridae. Gene Ontology annotation, molecular function: thromboxane A2 receptor binding. Gene Ontology annotation, biological process: non-motile cilium assembly; retinal rod cell development. Gene Ontology annotation, cellular component: photoreceptor connecting cilium. The coding region runs from base 111 to 3917 and encodes 1268 amino acids. The transcript is spliced from 26 exons. The record is from RefSeq and is a predicted model, not a curated record.
GACAACGGGGCCGGCCAUGUUUUUCCCGUGCUCCUCUCGGCCGGCCGCCCCACACGCCGUCGGCGCUAUAGCAACGGUAGCUAGCGGCGGGGAGAGAGUGGCGAUACGCAAUGUCUGGUCCAACUGAUGAGACUGCAGGAGACCUGCCUGUGAAAGAUACAGGUCUAAAUCUCUUUGGAAUGGGAGGGUUACAAGAAACUUCAACAACACGGACAAUGAAGUCUCGCCAGGCAGUGUCACGUAUCAGUCGUGAGGAAUUGGAAGACAGAUUUUUGCGUUUGCAUGAUGAGAACAUUUUACUUAAACAGCAUGCCCGCAAGCAAGAGGAUAAAAUUAAAAGAAUGGCCACCAAGUUAAUACGGCUAGUUAAUGACAAGAAAAGAUAUGAACGGGUUGGUGGCGGCCCCAAGCGGCUGGGAAGAGAUGUGGAAAUGGAAGAAAUGAUUGAGCAGCUGCAAGAGAAAGUUCAUGAGCUUGAAAGACAAAACGAAGUCCUCAAAAACAGACUAAUUUCAACCAAACAGCAACUUCAGAUCCAGGGUCACAGGCAAACUCCAUACAGUUAUGUGCAAUCUCGCGUUAACACUGGGCGUAGAAAAGUGAAUGAAAAUGCAGGCUUACAGGAAUGCCCCAGGAAAGGUAUUAAAUUCCAAGAUACAGAUGUAGCGGAAACUCUGCAACCCAUGCCUACAAAACAUGGCAACAGUUUACUCGAAGAAGCCAGAGGAGAAAUAAGAAAUUUAGAAAAUGUUAUUCAGUCACAGAGAGGCCAGAUAGAAGAGUUAGAGCACUUGGCUGAGAUCCUGAAAACUCAGUUGAGGAGAAAAGAAAAUGAAAUUGAGUUAUCUCUUCUUCAGCUUCGAGAACAGCAGGCUACAGAUCAAAGGUCAAACAUUCGGGACAACGUAGAAAUGAUUAAGCUUCAUAAGCAACUAGUGGAGAAAAGCAAUGCUCUUUCAGUAAUGGAAGGAAAAUUUAUUCAGCUUCAAGAGAAGCAAAAAACUCUCCGGAUCAGCCAUGAUGCCUUGAUGGCAAAUGGAGAUCAGCUGAACAUGCAGCUUAAAGAGCAGCGUUUAAAAUGCUGCAGUCUUGAGAAGCAGUUACGUUCCAUGACAUUUUCUGAAAGAAGAAUAGAAGAGCUGCAGGAUAGAAUUAACGAUUUAGAAAAGGAACGGGAACUUUUAAAGGAAAACUAUGAUAAACUUUAUAACAGUGCCUUCAGUGCUGCCCAUGAAGAGCAAUGGAAGCUAAAGGAACAGCAGCUGAAAGUACAGAUUGCUCAACUCGAGACUGCCUUAAAAUCCGAUUUAGCAGACAAAACUGAAAUCCUUGACAGAUUAAAAACUGAAAGAGACCAAAAUGAGAAAAUCAUUCAAGAAAAUAGAGAACUACAGUUACAGUACCUGGAACAAAAGCAACAACUUGAUGAACUUAAAAACCGCAUGAAGUUUUACAACCAGGAGAGUGAUAUUAAUGCUGAUGAAUUGAGUGAAGCUCUCCUGCUUAUAAAGGCUCAAAAAUCACAAAAAAAUGGAGACCUUUCUUUUUUAGAGAAAGUAGACAGUAAAAUUAAUAAAGAUCUAGAACGCUCCAUGAAAGAGCUGCAAGCAACUCAUGCAGAAACAGUGCAAGAGCUUGAAAAGACAAGAAACAUGCUAAUUAUGCAACAUAAAAUUAAUAAAGAUUAUCAGAUGGAAGUUGAGGCAGUGACCCAGAAGAUGGAAAAUUUGCAGCAAGAUUAUGAACUCAGAGUGGAACAGUAUGUCCACCUUCUUGAUAUCAGGGCUGCACGCAUCCAGAAACUAGAAGCCCAAUUAAAGGAUAUUGCGUAUGGUACCAAGCAGUACAAAUUUAAACCAGAAAUCAUGCCAGAUGACUCCGUUGAUGAGUUUGAUGAAACCAUUCACUUAGAACGAGGCGAAAACCUGUUUGAAAUCCAUAUCAACAAAGUAACCUUUCCUUCUGAAGUUUUACAGGCAUCUGGAGAUAAAGAGCCUGUCACCUUCUGUACCUAUGCUUUCUAUGAUUUUGAACUACAGACAACUCCCAUAGUGCGGGGCCUUCACCCAGAAUAUAACUUUACUUCUCAAUAUCUCAUUCAUGUUAAUGACUUAUUCUUACAAUACAUUCAGAAAAAUACUAUUACUCUUGAGGUCCACCGGGCUUACAGCACAGAUUAUGAAACAAUCGCGGCAUGUCAGUUGAGAUUCCAUGAAAUUCUAGAAAAAAGCGGUCGAAUAUUUUGCACAGCAAGUUUGGUUGGAACUAAAGGAGACAUCCCCAAUUUUGGCACAGUGGAAUACUGGUUCCGAUUAAGAGUUCCCAUGGAUCAAGCAAUUCGACUUUAUCGAGAACGGGCAAAGGCUUUGGGAUAUAUAACAUCAAAUUUUAAGGGGCCAGAGCAAAUGCAAUGGUUAAGUCAGCAAGCACCCAAAACUGCUCAGCUCGGUUCUACUGAUUCCACAGAUGGCAACUUAAAUGAACUUCAUGUUACAGUAAGAUGCUGCAGCCACCUGCGGUCCCGAGCAAGCCACCUUCAGCCACACCCAUAUGUUGUGUACAAGUUUUCUGACUUUGCAGACCAUGACACAGCCAUCAUUCCCAGUAGCAGUGAUCCACAGUUUGAUGAUCAUAUGUGUUUCCCAGUGCCAAUGAAUAUGGAUUUGGAUCAAUACCUUAAGUCAGAGUCUCUGAGUUUUUAUGUGUUUGAUGAUAGUGAUACCCAGGAGGAUAUUUACAUAGGAAAAGUCAAUGUGCCUCUGAUUUCAUUGGCACAUGACAGGUGUAUUUCAGGAAUAUUUGAGUUAACAGAUCAUAAAAAGCAUCCUGCAGGAAGCAUCCAUGUUAUAUUGAAAUGGAAAUUUGCUUACCUUCCACCAAGUGGAUCCAUAACGACUGAAGACUUAGGGAAUUUCAUACACAAAGAAGAGUCUGAAGUUGUUCAAAGACUACCUCCAACAUCCUCUGUUAGCACACUAGUAGCACCAACACCUAAGCCAAGACGUUUAACACCUAAAGAUAAGAAGGUAUCUUUUGUGGAUAUCACACCACAUCAGCGUUCUGAGACCUGUACUCCUCCUGAAGAUACGAAGGAAAUUUCACCAGAAGUGGAACAUACGCCAGAAAUAGAAAUUAAUAUGCCAACUGUUUCACAUAUUCCUGAGGUUUCUCAGGAAAGCAGUGUAGAUAAGGUAAAAGAGAAUACAGAGAAAGUGCAACAAGGAAAAGAUGAUGAUGUGUCUUUACUCUCUGAGGGUCAGCUUGCAGAACGAACUUUGACUUCUUCUGAAGAUGAAACAGAAAUAACUGAAGAACUGGAACCAGAAGAUGAAGAAGACAGAUCAGCUUCUGACAGUGAUGAGUGUAUUAUUCCAGGUCCUAUCGCCAAGAGCAUCAAACAGCCAUCAGAAAAAAUUCGGAUUGAGAUCAUAGCUCUAAGCCUUAAUGAUUCUCCAGUAACUGCAGAUGAUACUAUCCAGCGACUAUUCAUUGAGUGCCGAUUCUACAGUCUUCCUGCUGAAGAGACACCUGUGUCACUUCCAAAACCCAAGAGUGGGCAGUGGGUCUACUAUAACUAUAGCAAUGUGAUCUACGUGGAUAAAGAAAACAACCAAGCCAAGAGAGACAUCUUAAAAGCUAUACUACUUAAACAAGAGAUGCCUAACAGAAGCGUUCGCUUCACUGUGGUCAGUGACCCUCCAGAGGAUGAGCAGGAUCUGGAGUGUGAGGACGUCGGCAUUGCUAACGUUGACCUCGCUGACAUGUUUCGGGAAGGGAGAGACAUCAUCGAGCAAAGUAUUGAUGUUUUGGACGCUCGAGCAGAUGGUGGAGGUAUUGGCAAGCUCAGGGUAACUGUCGAAGCACUCCAUGCCCUACGGUCUGUCUACGAGCAAUACAGAGAUGACUUGGAGGCUUGAAAGAAACUGCUCCAGAGGCAUCUCCUACUCCUGAGUAAAUGCUCACAUGAAAGCUCUUAGAUGAGAUUUUCGUAAUUACUCUGGUGUAUGUAAUCUAUAAUUCAUGGGAAGCUGGGAGGGGGGAGGCCUGGGUUUGAAGUGUUCAAGUUUUGUAUACUUUUUCCAUUUGUUUAUUUUUCUAUUCCCUCCUUCCCAUGACUGCCACCCCCUCAGGACUUAAGUUCUGCACAGUGGGCAACACCUUCUCAAUAAUUUAUACCUACGUGAUAACAUGAGAAAGUCUAUUUGCAUUUUCAACAUUUUCUUAUGAAGAACUGAAAUGCAAUUCCCAUUUUUAUUUUUAAUAAGCAAAAAGCAUAAAUCUUAGAAAACCUAUGAAAAAGAAAUACUUUUAUGUUAUCCCUAAUUGUCCCACUAAAUGGAAUGUGUAUUAUUAGCCUCAUUAUGAGUUUUGCACUGUGAAGAUUUUAUUAGAAGCAAUAUAUGAAAAUUACUUGGAUUAAUGUGUUAAUCUUCCUCUUUAAAAUGCUAAUAUCCAUUUUAUGCACAUUAAAGCUCAGUAUGCAUUUUCUUUGAUGCAUGCCAUUUCUAUCAAUUAAACAUAAAGAAUGAGACUUGGCACCAACUUAUUAAAUUACUGCAAGUUUUUUGUUUUUCUUUCUUAAAAAUUACAGUUCUUCUUAUUUGUAUUGUUUUCAUGUAUUUGUAAUGGUAAUAUGGGAUCCAGGAAUGUGUGUAUGUAAAGAAGAGACAGAUACAUGAAAUUUACACUUUGAAAACUUAGCUUAUGACAUAGAAAGAAAAUAUUAAAAAUAUGCCUCAAAUUCUGAUAUGCUUAGUUAGACCUGAAAGGAGUAUCUUUUUAUCAUUUUUUAAAUUUACAUCAAGCUUGUACAAUGCUAGGGUGUAUCUGGAUAACCAGAUCCUCGAAAAGCAGCUCAGAAAGUUAAUUUUCUAGCUUUUACUCAAUCUCACUGAAGGAUUUAAUUGAUAUUUUUAAUGGAGCUGUGAAUCAAUGCUGCAAAGGAAUUGUCUCUAGAGGUCUAGGAUAUAAUGCAUUUCAUUUUUUAAUUUACCUUUUUAUUUGUCAUUUUCUUCAAAGGAUUUUUAUAGGCUGUGGGUUUUCACUGUUUGCAAACAGGCUAUGUUCCUUCUUAAGCAUAUGUAAAGUAUUCAGGGAGAUAAGUAAUUUAUUAAAAUCUACCUAAUUUGCCGUGAUAUAUUAAAUCUCUGCUUCAGUGAUCACAGACCAUUUCAUUUAGAGAAUUAGGCAUUCCCUCUUUGUGUGAUUAAAGCUCUGGAAAAUGAGUUCUUUGCUCCUAUUUGUGAACAUUCAAAGCCUGCUAAUGGCAAGAAGAUGGAAUAGAUUAUGAGACAAUUCAUUACAGUUCAACAGAAAAAAAAAAAAAGCAGCUAUAAUGCAAAAAUGCAAGUAUGAAUAUCUGCAUAUAGUUUGAACCAUCUGUGCUCUAAUGGCUUCAAUAAUGACUCUCGUCUUUAGGAGGCUUUGAAAUGACAUCCGUACAAUAUUAAUUUGUUGAUGUACAUUGUGGAACCAGUAGAGUAUGAUCUGACCACAGAAAUCUAUAAAUUCUGUCUCUACCAUUGGGCCUCCCUGUCUGGGGCCUGCCAUCUCCAAGAAGAAUCUUGCUCUCAUCAAACUCUGCAAAUCUUCAUAACAACUCAUUCCUCUGGAACCUUCUAGAGACCACAAACAUCUGCAGACUAAACCUCUCCAAUCCUAGUAAACAGCCACAUGUUUGUUGUCACUUCAGCUGGCUCUGAGCUCAUCUUUUUGGCCUCUCUUUCUAGCUUUCUUUGGCUUUAAGCAGUUACAGUGUCAUUAAGGCCCGUAAUAUUCCCUGCAGUAAUUUAAAACAGCUGGAUUAUACCCUGGGAUUAACUGAGUGGUUUUUGAGACAUUUAUUGUGGUAUUCUCCCAGGAGGUUUGUAUUAUUGUUUUAAAACAUUACAUCCCAAACUAAAUACCCUUUCAGCAGGGAGAAGACCAGAUUGUGCUGACUUCUUAUGAUCUUUAAGUGGAAAGGGGAAGUUUUUAUUAUAAAUCUUCUGAGAUCUAGUCAACUGUAUAGCAUGUAUACCUCAGCUAACGUUAGAGAAUUAGCCAUGUUUCUGUCACUUUCAUGUGUACCGUAACAGAUUAUUUAAGAUUCCUUUUCUAGUUUUAGAAUACUCGGCCUCAAACUACAUGAAUUUUCACAAAACUCAUUUUCAUAAGUAGUUGAAUAGCUGCUGACACGUUUUGAAGUGGAUAAGUGGUCUUGGAUGCUUCAAAUGGUUUUCAUAAUCUGCCCGAGAAUAGUUUUCUGUUUUGUCUUGUGUUGACCAGAGUUCACUGAAAAGUUCCCCACCUUUUAGGACCAAGAGCAACGGUUUUCUCUUGGUGAGCUAAGCCUGAUCCAUUAAGUAUGGCUUGGCGCUGGACAGGGGGCCUGGCCAGACAAAUAACACCGGUUUAAGGUAAGGCUUGUACGAACUUACAGCUCUUGGUGUAAACGUACACAGUACACUCAGCACUUUUGGGGGCUGAAAUGCUUUUAGUUUGGAAAUAUAAAUAGAGAUGUGAUGUGGUAUGUGGGAGAGUAUAUUUUACAUGUUUUUUUGCCUACUGUAGUAGAAAUGUCAAAUUCCUAGCCACUGUCAUGAGAAGCAGUUGACAAAAAUAAGUUUUAUGGUUUACAGUGUGGUUUACAUAGAGAACAUUUCUCUUCACUCUCAGUUUCAACAUGUUUUCUAAAUUAUCAUGGUUUAU